This is a messenger RNA of Cavenderia fasciculata, 1680 nucleotides long. RefSeq lists its product as uncharacterized. NCBI's taxonomy places the organism in Eukaryota, Evosea, Eumycetozoa, Acytosteliales, Cavenderiaceae. The record is from RefSeq and is a predicted model, not a curated record. The coding region runs from base 1 to 1680 and encodes 559 amino acids. The transcript is spliced from 6 exons.
AUGGGUACAUCGACUAGAUUUGAUUGUCAAAGAGAUAAAAAGCAAGAUUUGGUCACAAAAGUAAUGCAACUUGCUUUACCUCUCAAAUCAUAUGUAUUGGAUAAUUAUGAGAUCUAUGCAUGUUCAAAAUACUGUCUAUUACUUGUAUUUCGUGUCAUGCAAUCGGUUGAAAUACGUGAAUACCUCAAACAACUAUUAAAAGACAAGAUCGACGAAUUGAUUCUACUUGGUGCUGAGAAUGAACAUUUAUCAUUAAUUGAAGAGAAUGAAGAAUAUAAAAAGAAAAGAAGAGAAUUUUCAAAACAAAUUGUAGAAUCACAUAUUAAAUUGGUACCUAAAAUCAUGGCAAAGAUAAAGAAACAAUAUAAAGAUACGAAAACAUUGGAUCUAUUGUCACUGAUGACUCUUACAAACAUUACAAUCGAUAGUAAAAGUUUAAAAGAAUAUUUGGAACAAUUGUUAAAUGAUCAAGAUUUUGUUGCACUUUUAUUGACAAUUGUUAGAAAUCAUUUUCAAGAGGUUGAAACUGUUUAUCUUGAAGAAAUAAUAUUAUUACUGUCAUCAAUAAUGAGAGGACCAAAAGAAAAUAUUAAAAAGAUGUUGUCGAUGGGAUAUUAUGAAGCAGUGAUGAAUGUAUUGAAAAAUACAACCAACAAACAUAUUAUUCAUUAUAUUAUUGGCACACUAUCAGAUGUAGUUUUAAAUGACCCAAAAUACAAACAAGAUUUGGUAAACAAACAAGGAAUUGUACAAUUUAUAAGUGACCAAUUAAAGGAAUCUCAAAAACUAUCCUUUUCAAGUCUCCAAUCUACCAUUUUCUUUGUCAUUGCAUUAUGUCGUGAGCGAAUUGCAUGGGAGACAUGUCUCCCACUUGCUAGAAGUGUAGUGUCUCUCUAUGACGUUCCCAAUUCAUUGGUACGAGCAAAAUGCCUCUCUGCGAUAUCAGCCUUUAAAGAUUGCCCAGGAUUCGAUAUGGACGAUCUACUUCAUUUGAAUGGUGUCAAUAUCAUUCGAAAAAUUAUAGAUUCUCUAUCAAGUCAAGAUCAAAGUGAAAUCCUUGGUUCUUUACAUGUUAUAUUAUCUUAUUUAGAUCAUCAUCGUGCAAAUCAACAAAUCUACCCAUUUGUAACAAAAGAAGUAAUUGAUAAAGUAGUUGGAAUUGUUGAAAAAGGUGAUUUUGAUCAAUUAAGAGUAUCAAUUGAUAUAUUUUCAUCGAUGAUUAAAUCAUUGGCCGAUAUAGAUAGUAUUUAUCAAUCUACAUUUUUACAAACCAUGAUCAAUCGUAUAUCGAGGCAAAAGACUAUAUUAUCACAUCAGACCUAUGAUCCAGAAAUGCAAAUGGACUAUGACAAUGAUGCACAAGCCGUCAUAUCUUGUUCUAUUAGUAUUGUGUGUAUGAUGUCAUUUGGAGAACCUCAUCAUAUCGAUCAAAUACUCGAAACUGGCGCAAUCGAAUUGGUCUAUCUAAUGACACGAUUAGUAGGUGAAGGUACACGACUCAUGACCACACGUAAAGACCAACAAAAUAUUUAUAGUCUCCAUAUUGUCGAUGCCGGUGGGUACAGUGCCCUCCAAAUACUAGCCAACAAAGAUAGGAAAUUACUUCUUUUCCGUAACUUUAAUAUUAUCGAAAAAUUAAAUAAUCUUAUUCCUCUUAUUUAUCAAUCCAUUAAUAAAUAA